Messenger RNA from Brienomyrus brachyistius, 2633 nucleotides. Its product is annotated as interleukin-17 receptor B. The transcript has 11 exons. Gene Ontology annotation, molecular function: interleukin-17 receptor activity. The record is from RefSeq and is a predicted model, not a curated record. NCBI's taxonomy places the organism in Eukaryota, Metazoa, Chordata, Actinopteri, Osteoglossiformes, Mormyridae. The coding region runs from base 386 to 1798 and encodes 470 amino acids.
GGCAGAGAAGUGCGUCUAACGGGAGACGAAGCCUGAAAAUGUUUGGCAAGGACUGGGUGAUGCUCUUUUCGGUGUUUGCAUGGAUACACACUUAUUAUGCACACCCGCAAGUGAACGUAUCCUGUGUGAAAAGAGAGGUUGAUUACCACUUUCUGAAUACAUGACAACACUGGUAAUGGAAGUCAGCAGGUUUGAUUUACAGCGACAUCAUGUUUUUUGGUCCAAACUCCGGAGCGGACUCGGAUACUGGUCAUCAACAUAAUAAUGAUACGCGACUAAGAGGUUGGACUUUUUAAGUUAUUCUCAGAGGAAUGACGUUGCGUGUGACGUCACCGUAGGUAUUCACCAAGAAUGGUUCAAUGAGCCUGUGGGUUCCCCGUCUGCGAUGCUAAACCUCAACGUAUCGCUCAUUGAAAGCUGUGACACCCGCCUUGGACACUCUGAACUACUGCUGAAUAUCAGUUGGGCCAUCAACAUAGAUAAAAGCAAUGUCUACCUUACUGGCACAUGGCUCAACAUUAACGAGGUUCCUUACUGCUGUGAGUAUCACCCUCCAAUCAGUGCAGUGAAUACGUCGGGCUACGAGAAGUUAUGGUUCCACUUUACUGAGUUUGUUGCAGAGCCAGAAAAAGACUACGUUAUCACGGGCAGCAACCUCCCACCCCCAAUGAUUGGAAGCGAACCUGUUUCAGAGACAGCCAUUUUUGAAACAAGUGGUUGUCACACAGAAAAAAUGAAAUAUUGUGAGUCCUGUAUUAAAAAAGGAUCUCUCUGGGAACCUAAUAUAACCACAGCUGUUUUAAAAAAUGAAGUAAAAAUAAGUUUUACUUCAAGCCCAUACAUUAACAAGUAUCUGAUUCUGUUGUUGAGAUUGAGUGGUCGAGAAGAAAACAUUAUCAAUGCCAAAGAGUGUAAUACAGGGAAUGAUGAGGCCAGGUGGUCUGAAACUCUGAACUUCACGGGGACGUGUGAGUCUCUCAUGGUUGUGGUGCAGCCGGACACAAGCCGCCCUCAGGCCUCUGUUGAAGUCUCCUGCAGCAUGGAAGGUUUAGCAUCCUCAACCAACGUGCCAGAUAACAGCAGUUCUUUAUGGAUCGGAAUCUGCUGUGCUACGUUUGCUGUGGUGUUGUUAGCAGCCUGCAUUUCUGUGCUGUGUAAAGCUCAUGGCACUUACUCGCCGUUCCCCAAACUAUUGGAAGACAGUGGCCAUGUCUCAGUCCUCAUCAUCUAUCCGGCAAAGAGCCGCGCUUUCCAGCGGGCAGUAGUCACCUUGGCCGAGUUCCUAACGUUGCACUGCGGCUGCGAUGUCAUCAUAGACGUGUGGCAAAGAAGGAGCGUUGCUGAGAAAGGUCUGCUUCGCUGGCUGACCGAGCAUAUCAAGUCUGCAGAAAGGGUGGUCUUCACGACCACCAAGGGCCAAGGCAACACUGGGGGCAGGCCGGACUCGGGCCUGGCUGAUUUCACAGUUCCAGCUUCUGUGGAUGACAUGUUCGCCUUAGCACUCAACGUCCUUGCCAGUCAGGCCAAGGAAGGGCUGAACUGCAGCAAAUAUUUCACUGUGCACCUCGGCGAGGACUUGGAUCUGAAAAACCUCCCUGUGGCUUUAACCAUGUGUAGAUCAUUCAGGUUGAUGACAGAUUUGGAUAAGCUCUGCAGGCAACUGCAUGGGAAUCUUUCCAGAAGAACAACUAACUUUCCUUUCAUUGGAUACAGGUUAGGGUUACUGCAGGGUCAGGAUAAUACUGCAGAACUUAGAGAUGCAAUAAAAGAACUGCAGACAUGGGAAGACGAAGUCUAAGGUUGUCAGAGUUGCCAACUUUGGCGUGAGGUAGAGAGAAAUCUGCACCAGCAUUUCCAUGUAUGUAAUGUCUGUAGGAUUUGCAAACUUCCCAAGGCUUUUGAUGUAACUAAUUUUAGGUUUAAAAUGGAAUAAUAUAGAUUUUCUGUAAGAUUUCUUGCAUGAGCGUGAGCGUCUGAAAGUUGGGUUAUACGCCAGAUGCGUGAGGCUUGGCAGCCCUGGGUUGUACAGGUGAAUCUUACGACUGACUUCACUUCAGUGACACUGCAGGUCUCACCCGACCAAGAAAUUAUGAGCAUGCAUUCACUUUAUUUCCUCCAUAUUUAUUUUCAUAUCCAUUUAUUUUCUGAGAAAUAUGAUGAAAAACAGGAAGAUUGAUAGGCUUAUACAAUUGGAUGGUGCUGUAUAUUCUGAACUGUAUUUGUUGUUUCACAGUAGAAGACCUGAGUAUGAAAGUUGUAACGCUCUUUAUGGACAUUUCAAUAUAUAUUGUUUCUCUUUGAUAUGCAUGACGUAAUAUUUACCUGGAGAUUCAUAUGAUUUUUUUUAUAUAUGGAAUUUAAAUACUAUGCAAAAAGUCAUAACCUGUCGUUUUAUUAUACUUGCUGAGUAACAGCUUGCUUCACCUUAAUUGCACUUUUUUUAUUGUGUUUUCCAAGUAAGGAAGACAAUAAAGUCAGCACUCAAUUUCUUCUCAUGUAAUUCCAGCAGUGAAUCUCUGCUGGGGUACACUUACACCAGCUAUGUUUACACCUGACAGAUAGGUAAAUAGUGCCAGUAUCAAAGGUCUUUUUUUCCUGUGUGUCACACGUACAUUAAAUGCUGCAAUUGGAAA